Molecule: messenger RNA, 996 nt
Organism: Symbiodinium natans
Lineage: Eukaryota; Dinophyceae; Suessiales; Symbiodiniaceae
Source: the annotation of a GenBank genome assembly
AUGGAAAGCCAGAGCUCGGAGGCUUUUACAGAUGCGCAUGAUGCGCCAGCUGCAGCCAGCGUUUCGUAUGCUGCCGGAGCCUGCCAAAGUAUUCCAGCUGUUCGAAGGAAGGCCAACAAGAUCCUGGAGGCAAACAAUAUUGCUCCUACCAUCCAGGCGGCGGAAGCACGUGGCCAGGUGGAGGCUGAAGCCUCUGAAGUUGAAGUGGCGGAGGUGCCGGCUCCAGAGCCGCCCCCCGACGCAUCGGCACCAGUCGAAGCAUCUGUGUUCCAGGCCUGCGUAGCGGAUCCCGACAGCCCAUUUGCCUGGAACAAAGAUGCCACGCCAUUUGUGCCGGGGCAGAUCUGGGUGCAGCAGCAGGUGCCCACGAUUGCAAAAGCUCCUGCUCCACCGGCGCCAAGGCUGUGGGGAGCCGCUACGCAGGUGGUGCCAUCCGCAGCAAAGGCAUCUGCCAAGGUGCCCACGAUUGCAAAAGCUCCUGCUCCACCGGCACCAGGGCUGUGGGGACCCGCUACGCAGGUGGUGCCAUCCGCAGCAAAGGCAUCUGCCAAGGUGCCCACGAUUGCAAAAGCUCCUGCUCCACCGGCACCAGGGCUGUGGGGAGCCGCUACGCAGGUGGUGCCAUCCGCAGCAAAGGCAUCUGCCAAGGUGCCCACGAUUGCAGAAGCUCCUGCUCCACCGGCACCAGGGCUGUGGGGACCCGCUACGCAGGAUGAAAGGAUGAAUUGCACGCCCAACCUGUCCAAAGAGCUGAGGAAGGUGGGCGCGACACAGGAAAGAAUCCUCCAUGAAGUUGCAAUGGUUCGAUCCAUGCUGGAGGCCUGCGUCCGGCUUGAAGCAUUGCGCUUGAAGCUUUGCUGCUUGACCAGUCUUCAGAGAUUGCAUCGACUGCAUGGACACUGCGUCGUUGCUCGAGAGUCUGCAUGUUGUUGUGUUGAUGAAUCUAGGUUUAAAGGGGGGGUAGCUGGAGUUCGAAACAGCCUGUUGCUGUUGUGA